AUGGCUGAUAUGCUUGUACAAGGUGGCGGCGGCGCCCCCACCUCGAACAAAUGCCCGACGAGAAGAAAGAUAAUCCGCAUUCUUGAAACCCGAAGCCCGGAAGCGAUUCUCCUUUUCAAUCUCAUGGGCUCGACCGGAAAUGGGAAGAUAAAGAUGAUUUUUGAUUUCGUGCUGGCCCUGCUUCGGCAUCCUGAGCAUUGCAUCUCCGUCUUUUUAUCAAUAGAUGUGAAGUGGAGCACAGAAGGAGCGGAACAAAGAUUCUAUCAACUUUCUUUGGAAGAACGUAGUAAGUUUGACGAGGAGACGCUUGUCAAUUUCAACAACGCAAAAAGCGGAAGCUCGUGUACCUUGAGAUCAAGUGGAUUUAGCAAUGAGUACAUUGUGGUAACAAUCUUGGUGAGGGUUAUAGGUAAACUAAAGUUACCUCGUAUCAAUAACAUUAAAGAUUUGAAAGAAGUUUUAGAGAAGCUUGGAAGUCUCCCAUUACGUAAAAUUGCGGCGGUCGAGGUUUUAUUGGCCCCUCGGAUUGGAGACGACACUCUAUCCGAAGAGAAACUUCUUGAAAAUUACCCGUUACUGCGGCCUUUGCAUUAA
This is a messenger RNA of Erythranthe guttata (spotted monkey flower), 594 nucleotides long. The record is from RefSeq and is a predicted model, not a curated record. NCBI's taxonomy places the organism in Eukaryota, Viridiplantae, Streptophyta, Magnoliopsida, Lamiales, Phrymaceae.